Molecule: messenger RNA, 1767 nt
Organism: Gigantopelta aegis
Lineage: Eukaryota; Metazoa; Mollusca; Gastropoda; Neomphalida; Peltospiridae
Product: receptor-interacting serine/threonine-protein kinase 1-like
Exons: 5
Coding region: 160-672 (170 amino acids)
Biological process (GO): signal transduction
Molecular function (GO): protein binding
Source: RefSeq, a predicted model, not a curated record
AAUUUGGGGAAAUGUGCGAGGAAGUAGAUGUGGGGGUUUUUGGUUAUAAAUAUUGAUUAUUCCCCCCUUUUGUAAUGACAGGCUAGUUACUUAAAGCAAUAGUUAAGAGCAAGUGAUACCAUCCUGUAAGAGUGUACAGUUUAUACUACAUAAAACAUCAUGGCAACACGUAUUGAUCUUGAUGAUCUAGUAGAGGAUGCCAUCCCAGAAGAAGGAAACAAACUUGUUAUCAACUAUGGUCAAUCUGGUAAGCCUACGGGAAGCCAGGUCAGUCUACCAACUGUUAAUAUCAAUAGCAGAAGUACUCCUAACAUUCAGAUUGGAAAAAGAAACCACAUGCAAAUAAGCAUUGUUCAUCCGUCAACUAAAACCAAACCAAAUAUCAAGUGCAAGAUACCUUUAACAACGUCAACAGCUGAACCAACAAAAAAUCAUUUUGAUGCUCUUGCAUGUCACAUUGGCGCUGACUGGAGAAAGCUGGGCCGCACACUAAAGCUAUCCAAAGGCGAACUGGAAACUCUCAAGAUAGAUUAUGAAAAAGAGGGACAGUACGAAGUUGUAUAUCACAUGUUACUUAAAUGGAUGUCUACAUUCUGUCCGGUGACCGUACAGCAACUUGCUCAAGCUUGCGUUUCUAUUGGCCGAGGUGACUUGGCCGAUUCUCUGCGUUAGUUUUAAUUAUUGGUAAACCAGUUAAAGACAAGGUCUAGGUCUAGCUCUGCUACUUGCCAAAUUCACUAGAGUUGUGAAAUUUAAGAACAAAAUUGGUUAAUUUGAGUUUUAUUUGAAGAAAACAAAUUUGUGUAAUAAUUGAUAUUUGGCUGAAAAAUGGCUGUAGAUUUUUUCAUUUUUUUAGCUAAUUUGGCAAAAGUUUCUGAUCACCCAGACCUAUAGUCCAAAGGUUACACAGCAGUUGAUGUACUAAAGGCAGAGGAAUACGGAUUACAUAAACUUGAAAUAUACAUUGCAGAGCUCUCAAGUUGGACCUUUUGCAAGGAGUGAUAUUUUGUCUGGUCGGAGUCCGACAUCGUGAAUCCAAAUAAACCGGCACAGGAAAUAAGCGUGCUGACAAUUGGUCAAGGUUCAAUAUUCUGACCAAUAAACAACAUGGACACCUAAUAUAUGAUUUUAAUGCCUUACGAUGCUUAACCGGGCCGGCUAGCAGUCGCAGGCUUGUUUGUCGGUCGUCGAGAUGAAUGAACAACAAAACAUAUAUGUAUAUUUUUAUUUUUUUGCUAUAAUGUUUAAAAUGCAUGAGAAAAUCAUGUACCGGCAUGAGAGCGUGACACAGCGUUCAAAUGCGUGAGUCUCACACCCAAUGCGUGAAACUUGACAUCACUGACAUUGUGUGUACAUUCCUUUUCAGAUAACACAAACUGUCAUUACCGUAGUUGUUCUGCAAACAUCUUAAACUGCUGGCAUUACCUAAAAGUGAACGAAGUUAUUAUUUUUAUUUAUGACUACAAAGUCAAAAUUCAAUUUUAUAUAAUAAUUAUAUAUAAUAUAAUUAUAUCCCAAAAAUAAUUAAUAAUAGGGGAUAAGACAGCUAUAUGUUGUUGGCUAAACAAAGUACUUGUUGGGACAAAUCUAUUGUGUAUAUAUUGAUAUUUAUUUCAAGGAAAUAUCUUGUUGGGUCAUUAGUAAAUCAACUGCCAUGCUAUCCUGCCUUUGACUGCUUAAUGACACCCGAGAAUAUUGUUUAAACAAGGGACAUGACGUAGUCUAGUGGUAAGGUGCACACCUGAUGCGCAGUCAGUCUAGGAUCAA